Molecule: messenger RNA, 825 nt
Organism: Acanthosepion pharaonis
Lineage: Eukaryota; Metazoa; Mollusca; Cephalopoda; Sepiida; Sepiidae
Source: the annotation of a GenBank genome assembly
AUGUUUCUGUGUCCAUCUCGGUCUCAGUCCGUUUCCCCCUGUCCAUCUCGGUCAGUACGCCUGUCCAUCUCGGGUUCCACGCCUUUCUCGGUCCGCCUGUCCAUCGGUCAGUUCGUUUCCAUCUCGGUCGCCUGUCUGUUUUGUUUUCCCUGUCCAUCUCGGUCCCGUUUCACGCCUGUCCAUCUCGGAAAUAAUUUCCGCCUGUCCAUCUUGGUCUGUUUCCUGUCCAUAUCGGUCCGUUUUCACGCCUGUCCAUCAUGGUUCGUUUCGGUCCGUUUUCCGCCUGUCCAUCCAUGCCGGUCCGUUUCCACGCCUGUCCAUCUCGGUCAGUCUCCGCCUGUCCAUGAAAAGUUUCCCGCCUGUCCAUCUCGGUCCGUUUCACGCCUGUCCAUCGGUUUUUUCCACGCCUGUCCAUCUCGGUUCGUUUCCACGCCUGUCCAUCUCGGUCCGUUUCCACGCCUGUCCAUCUCGGUCCGUUUCCACGCCUGUCCAUCUCGGUCUGUUUCCACGCCUGUCCAUCUCGGUUCGUUUCCACGCCUGUCCAUCUCGGUCCGUUUCCACGCCUGUCCAUCUUGGUCUAUUUCACGCCUGGUUUCCUUCAUAUGUUCAUCUUGCUGCUAUCUUUUAAUUCUGCUUGCACCGUCGCUAAUCCACCAAACUCUUGAAAUCCAAGCAUUUUAUUUGUGCCACAAUUUCAUAUCUUUUCUUCUUAAUCAUUUUUUCUCCCUCUCUCUCUCUCACAUUUUUACUCAUUUCUCUCUAUCUAUUUUUUUAACUUUUAUAAGUUUCUCUUUCUCUAUAUUAUCUUCCUCUCUCUCUGUUUAA